ACUGGUGCUUAUAUAGUGAUUUUCUAUUUUCAUGUGGACUAAAGUAGUGGACUGACCAACAGACUGACAUUAACAUCAGAGCCGUGCUGCUAGUGUGGCUAAAAGAAAAGAGAAGAAGAGACAGUCAUGUUGAUAUGAACAUUAGAGAAACACAUCAUGGAGCUGAAAUAUGAUCCUGCUUCCUCAUUUGGACUCAUUCACCUCAGCUGACACAUUCAACAGCAGACAGGUUUUUGUAGCAGUCUGUCUCACUGUGGGAGGAUACUACAUCUUUGGCUCUGGAACUAAACUGUCUGUAACAGAUGGAAAUCAGAGCACCCAGAAAAGAACGACACAGGCACCGAGAGUUCAUGCAAACACACAGCAGAGGCCCACCCGACCAGCAGCAGGACCCAGAGUCCACCUGGAGGGGAACAGCUCCCUGCUGUGUGUGCCCCCAGCCAUGUUUCCUCCUCUGGUCCAGCUGUCUUGUAAAAGACAGAAGAAGAACAGCCAGCUGAAGGAGCUGCCCCCUGCUGAUGGAGAGCAGCUGGGGCUGAUCCAUGAACAAGAGAACAGCACAUAUAAAUGUAACUGCUAUGUGAAGCACGAGGGGGGCACAGUGGAGGCCCAAACACAACAAGAGGUUCCAGCUCCAGCAGCCUCCUGUCCUCCAGAGAGAGAGCCAGCAGACCUGCCAGCUCUGCAGCCAGCUGACUUGUCCUUCCAGUCUCAGUGCAGGGUGAAGCUGCUCUGCCUGCUGUACACAGUGCUGAUAGUGAAGAGUCUGGUGUACUGCUGUGGACUCUCUCUGCUGAUGAUCCUCACAAACAAGGGACCGUCCACCAACUGCACACAUGCUGACUGACUGUUUUCUGCUCGCCUUUUCUCACCAUCAGAUUUCCUCGAGUCAGCAGUCAGAAAU
Molecule: messenger RNA, 904 nt
Organism: Oreochromis niloticus (Nile tilapia)
Lineage: Eukaryota; Metazoa; Chordata; Actinopteri; Cichliformes; Cichlidae
Exons: 5
Coding region: 170-847 (225 amino acids)
Source: RefSeq, a predicted model, not a curated record